Messenger RNA from Chelmon rostratus (copperband butterflyfish), 913 nucleotides. RefSeq lists its product as uncharacterized. Gene Ontology annotation, molecular function: heme binding; oxygen carrier activity; oxygen binding. Gene Ontology annotation, cellular component: hemoglobin complex; haptoglobin-hemoglobin complex; blood microparticle. Lineage: Eukaryota; Metazoa; Chordata; Actinopteri; Chaetodontiformes; Chaetodontidae. Gene Ontology annotation, biological process: hydrogen peroxide catabolic process; oxygen transport. Bases 381 to 806 code for a protein of 141 amino acids. The transcript has 3 exons. The record is from RefSeq and is a predicted model, not a curated record.
UCACCUGCUAAAAAAUAAAAAUAAGAAGUGGCACCUUUAGCCCCAGCCCCAGAAAAGCGCGCACCAGCUGCGCCCUGCGGUCAGCCACACUGAUGACAUGGUGGAAACACGCAGCGUGACGCACGCAGGGCAGCAGAUAGCGCAGCGGUGUGGAGCCUCCACCCUGGCCUGCCUGCGGUCCGAUAACAGAGGAGGGAGACUCUCACCAUUCCACCUCGUCUUCUUCGCUCAGGAAAGGGAUUGUUACUUCACCACCCGUUCGUGCGUUUUGGUUAAUGCGGUGAUUAAAAAAAAUGGUUGAUUAACGCCUUUUACUGCUGUCGCCUGCUGUGAAUCUGACUGUGACCUCCGCUGUAAAGGCAUCUCACUCUGUGGCUGCAAUGCUCUCCAAGAGGGAGAAAGAGCUCAUUGCAACAAUAUGGGCGAGACUGACUCCCGUGGCAGAAGAUAUUGGGUCUGAUGCGCUUCUUAGGAUGUUUGCCUCUUUCCCAGGCACCAAGACGUACUUCUCCCAUCUCGACAUCAGCCCCCGCUCCGCUCACCUGCUCUCUCACGGGAAGAAGAUCGUCCUGGCCAUAGCAGAGGGAGCCCAGGACAUCAGCCAGCUGGCCGUCAGCCUGGCGCCCCUGCAAACGCUGCACGCCUACCAGCUGCGGAUAGACCCGACCAACUUCAAGCUUUUCUCACACUGUAUGCUCGUCACCUUGGCCUGUCACAUGGGCGACGACUUCACACCGGUUGCACACGCAGCGAUGGACAAGUACCUGUCAGCUUUCGCGGCCGUGCUCGCCGAGAAAUACAGAUGAGACCCGACCUCGUGUUUUUAGGAAGUAUAUGAACCCUUUAUAGUAUCUGAAAUAAUUAUGUGUGAGUGGUUGUUAUUAUGCAAUGUUUUGUAAUAAUAAAAAUGUGC